GUGCCUUUUUCGUCGUCCUCCAGAGUGGUCCUGUCACGGGAGUUCUAGUGCUUUGCCAAACGUCAACAAAUCGGUGUGGUCGCGUGUGCAAUGUUUGCCUUUUGGAUGUGUUCUUGAUUUAUGGUUCCCGAAAUUUGCAUCAUCCCAGCAGGUGCGCCGAGGGGCUCGUCAGCAACGGAGUAAACAAAAAGUGUAAAGUUUAGAGUGAUCCAGCUGUUGAAUGCUGCCUCUCUAGGUCCAUUUUAAAGAGCCUGCUAGCGCUUUAAAUCCACCAGUUAAUGUUUCAAAACUUAUUCCACUGCAAUAUGAAAAGUCGGGAGUUGAUUGUAUUUCGUUUUUUUCAACGAAGGUCUAGCAGCAGACCACAAAUGGAUUAUGCAAAUUAUGCUGCUAGGGACUUUAUGGAACGGUUCUGCCCACCUCAUAAUCAAUACGGAAAGUGAAUAUUAAAAUUUGUGUCAAAAUCCUGUCAUACUCGAAAAUUUGUGCCACAUUCAACGUCAAGCCAAACGAAGGAAAAAUGAGGAAAAGUGCGAAUAGUUUAUCACCGAUCUCACCGCUGCCGAAUACACCCCCACCGCAACGGACUUCGCUGGGGGGACCAACGUCACCCAGCCUUUCGCCACCGAGCUCUGCGCACCUGCCGAGCUCAGCCUCCCGGCCGACUCUCAGCAUCAACAACACCUCCAGCAAUCGCUGCAGUAGUCUUCUGUUUGCCGACGAAACCACCCCCGUCACCUCGCCGCUGCCAAACAUCCUCUGUCCGCAGGAGAUCUACACCAUCUUCAGCCGGGCGGACAGUGGUGCGGAAACCGGACCGGCGGCUAACGCACCCCCGAUCGAAUCUUCCCGCCUAACGACCAACAAUCAUAGGAAUUCCUUCUUCCUGGCAAACAAUGCAAGCGUCGGUGGGAAGUCCCGAUCCCGACGGUCCUCGGAGCUAUCGCAAAGCAACCGCGGGGAUCGGUCGGCAUCCGCGUCGAUGAAAUCGCACGGUUCGGGGACCGGGAAGAAACGCACCUCAACGCACAUCGAGAUGAACGCGAACGUGGAAAGGCCCCGCUGUUUGAAGUCGUCGUUUCUGCGGCGGAAGUGUAAGGAGUAUGCAGAUGAUGACGAUGCCACAACCUCCGGGGUAACGUUGGAAGAUAGUGAUAAGAGGGCGAUACUGUUGAAUAAACCUCAACAACAAAAGUACUGCAACAAUCAUAUCUCGACAGCGAAGUAUAGCGCAAUAAGUUUUAUACCGUCGUUUUUGUUCGAACAGUUCCGUCGGUAUUCGAACUGUUUCUUUCUGUUCAUCGCCCUGCUGCAGCAGAUCCCGGAUGUCUCGCCAACCGGUCGCUACACCACCCUAGUACCUUUAAUAUUUAUUUUAUCUGUGAGUGCCCUCAAAGAGAUCGUCGAGGACAUCAAGCGGCACCGGGCCGACGAUGAGAUCAACCAUCGCGAAAUUGAAACUCUGCAGGGCGGCCAUUGGCGAUGGAUCAAGUGGAAAGAGCUGUCCGUCGGGGAUAUCGUCAAGGUGCAGAACAACACCUUCUUCCCGGCCGAUUUGGUCCAGCUGUCCUCGAGCGAACCGCAGGGCAUAUCCUUCAUCGAAACGUCCAACUUGGACGGGGAGACGAAUCUCAAGAUUCGCCAGGGCGUUCCCACAACGGCUAAAAUCCUGGAGACUAGAGAUUUCAACCAGUUUUCCGGUACGUUGGAGAGCGAACAACCCAACCGGCUCUUGUACGAGUUCAAUGGGGUGCUGAAAGAGACCGGUAAAGCCGCGGUCGCCCUCGGUCCGGAUCAGCUGCUGCUUCGGGGUGCAAUGCUGCGCAACACCUCUUGGAUAUUCGGCAUCGUUAUCUACACCGGUCACGACACAAAACUUAUGCGAAACUCUACCUCAGCGCCUCUCAAGCGCUCAACUGUUGACAGACUGACAAAUACGCAAAUUUUAAUGUUAUUUUUCAUUCUCGUGUUUCUGUGCAUCUUCAGUUGCAUUGCUAAUCAAAUUUGGACUAAACAGCAUUACAAAACCGAUUGGUAUCUAGGCAUAGGCGAUCUACUAAGUAAAAACUUUGCCUACAAUCUUCUUACGUUCAUUAUUUUGUACAACAAUUUGAUUCCGAUAUCGCUUCAAGUUACUCUAGAGUUAGUUAGGUUUCUUCAGGCAAUCUUUAUCAACAUGGACAUCGACAUGUAUCACGAGGAAUCGGAUACCCCGGCGAUGGCUCGAACGUCCAACCUGAAUGAGGAACUCGGUAUGGUCAAGUACAUUUUCUCAGACAAAACUGGCACACUGACGCGAAACGUGAUGGAGUUUAAGAAAUGUUCCGUUGCAAGGACCAUCUACAAUACGGAGGAUAAUCCAGCCCAGUCACAAUUAGUUCAGCACAUUCUGAACAACCACCAUACGGCUGCCAUUCUGCGGGAGUUCCUCACACUGAUGGCCAUCUGUCACACAGUUAUACCGGAGAAAUCCGACAGCGACAAUAUUAACUACCACGCAGCCAGUCCGGACGAGCGAGCGCUGGUCUACGGGGCGAAAAAGUUUGGCUACGUAUUCCACACCCGCACGCCCAACUACGUCGAGAUCGAAGCCCUCGGAGUGCAGGAGCGGUUUGAAAUACUGAACGUACUCGAGUUCACCUCAACGCGCAAACGAAUGUCGGUUAUCGCGAGGAACGCCAAGGGGGAAAUCAAACUGUACUGCAAGGGAGCGGAUACGGUGAUCUACGAACGGUUGGCCGUAAACGGUCAAGUUUAUCGGGACUCUACACUCCAACAUCUGGAAGAAUUUGCCACCGAAGGUCUACGGACACUAUGCUGCGCGGUGGCCGUCAUUCCCGACGAUGUGUACGACGAUUGGAAGCAAACGUACCACAAGGCGUCGACUUCACUGCAAUACCGGGAACAGAAAGUCGACGAUGCUGCGAAUCUCAUCGAAACCAAUCUGAUGCUACUGGGGGCCACCGCUAUUGAGGACAAACUACAAGACGGUGUACCUGAAACGAUUGCCUCACUGAUCGAGGCCAAAAUUAACGUUUGGGUGCUGACUGGCGAUAAGCAGGAGACUGCAAUCAACAUAGGUUAUUCGUGCAAGUUGCUAUCGCACGGCAUGGACUUAAUUAUUUUAAACGAAGAUAGCUUAGAUAACACACGAAAUUGCAUCCAGAGGCACAUAGCGGACUUAGGCGACCAGCUGCGAAAGGAAAACAACGUUGCGCUGAUAGUGGACGGCAAAACGCUAAAGUAUGCACUCAGCUGCGAUUUGCGGACGGAUUUUCUAGAUUUGUGCAUUUCUUGCAAAGUGGUCAUCUGCUGUCGGGUGUCGCCAAUCCAAAAAGCAGAAGUAGUGGAGCUGGUCACUACCAACACGAAAUCGGUGACGCUUGCCAUCGGCGAUGGUGCAAACGACGUUGCCAUGAUUCAAAAAGCUCACGUCGGAGUGGGCAUUUCCGGCGUGGAAGGACUGCAGGCGGCAUGCGCGUCCGAUUAUUCGAUAGCACAAUUUAGUUAUCUACGAAAGCUACUGUUGGUUCACGGAGCGUGGAACUACAGCCGAGUGUGUAAGCUGAUUCUAUACAGUUUCUAUAAAAACGUCUGUCUGUACGUGAUAGAGCUGUGGUUUGCAAUGUACUCUGGGUGGUCUGGCCAAAUAUUAUUCGAACGUUGGACAAUCGGUUUAUACAAUGUGUUUUUCACUGCAUUGCCUCCAUUUGCGAUGGGUCUCUUCGAUAAGGUGACAUCCGCGGAGCAAAUGUUAAAAGAACCAAGGCUUUACGCACCAUCCCAAAGUGCCCAACUAUUUAACGUUAAAGUAUUCUGGUACUGGAUCCUAAACGCUCUGGUCCACUCGUUGCUGUUAUAUUGGCUGCCAAAAUUCUCCUACGAGGGUGACGUGAUCUGGGGGAACGGACGGGACGGUGGUUAUUUAGUGUUAGGGAAUAUAGUUUAUACUUACGUAGUUGUUACGGUGUGUCUGAAAGCGGGUCUGCUGACAAACUCCUGGACGUGGCUGACGCAUUGCUCCAUUUGGGGCUCGAUUUUGCUCUGGUUUGUGUUUAUCUAUAUUUAUAGUAAUAUCUGGCCAGCGCUGCCGGUUGGUGCGGUAUUUACCGGCAUGGAUGAUAUGAUUUUCUCAUCACCCGCAUUUUGGUUAGGUUUAUUCCUGAUACCUAUUACGGCACUGUUACCCGACGUCGUGGUUAAAGUGAUACUAAACCGAAACCAGGAUAUCGCCGCCCCUCACCCCAUCAAGGAAUCGCGUUCUUCAUCGAGCCCGGAGUUAUCGGUUACGCACGUAACAGUUGCGAUAUCAACACACAUGAAAGUUGAAAAAUACAGAUUAACCGAAACCGCCCGCCUACUAAAGCGAAACGUACGAAGAGUCUUUACCGGCCGGUCGCACACAACCGAAACUAAAGAACUAGAACUGAAGCAUGGUUUCGCUUUCUCCCAGGAGGAAGGUGGAACCGUAACGCAGACCGACGUCAUCCGAGCCUACGACACCAAUCUGCCCAAACCGGAUGGGAACUGAGAGUGCCGACACGAUUUCUGCUACGAAAACUAUUUUUCCGUGUGCUGAAGCGGAAACGCAGGGGGCACCACCAUCACCCCAACAACAACAACAGCCGCCGCCGGAAGCAGCAUCUGAGCCUACUAUGAUCAUCACACAGGGGGGAGGGGAGGAUGUUGCUUAUGGUCAACUGGUGUGCGUUCCGCCAAAUUUUAAGGCCUUUCAUGCUUUUAGGUAUACUACUGAAAAUCUCAACAGUAACUUAUGCGUAAGUAUGUUUGUGUAAUUGUGUGUAAUGUAAACAAAAAACACUAUUAUUUAUAUAUGUACGCAUGUCGGAAAGAAUACAAACAGACGGAUGUAGAUCGGUCAAAGGAGGUAUAUUUAUACUAGAGGAGUAGUAGAUUAUUUAUUUUUCGUCAAGUAAUGUGUAGUGAAUAUUUAUAGUCGUUAGGAUUAGUUAGGCGCAAAGUGAAGCGGUAAUGUUUCCUGAGUGCCGGGGAAAAAUUGAAUCAUUAAUAACAAGAAGAAAGUAUUAUUUUUGUAUCAAAAAUGAAUCAAUUAUACAAAUUGUAAGCUUUUGUCUUGUUUAAUAACUUAUCUUAAUUUCAAACGUUUAUCUUCAACCGAAAGCUUUUCUACUCUACUCUAAGUUUAGUUUUCUACGAAAACAAGUUAACAUUUGGAAUAAAAAGGGUAAGCCAAAAACUAGGGAAUCUAUAAUAAACCAUACUUUACCAGACACCUUCAAGAUCCAAUAUCCUAAAUCAAAAACGAAAAAAAGUAAAACAUUUGGUAUCGCCUUGACCGAAACUAAUCUACGAUUGAAACACAACCUUAUCUAGCAGUACACAAUGUUAUCACCAAUAACAAACUACACAAAGAAAAACCUUAACAAAACUGAUCAAAUUGAAAAUCUGUGAAGUGAAAUGUGAAUAUAAUAGAUUAAAAUGAGGCAAAACUAUCACCAAAAUCAGUAGAUACCGUGGGUAUGAUUUUAGCCCUGCCGAUGGAACUAUCUGUCCGAGAGGCGAUGGCUACAAUCGACUAUAGGAUAUAUAGGAAUACAGAAACUUUAAAAUCUUGGUUAAUGUUUGUUGAUGGAACAUUUAAGAACUGUCAAAUAUAAUAAAUAUUAUCUGGAAAAUUGCAGUUAUGUA
Topomyia yanbarensis is the source of this 5670-nucleotide messenger RNA. It is a transcript of the gene ATP8A, whose product is annotated as probable phospholipid-transporting ATPase IA. Lineage: Eukaryota; Metazoa; Arthropoda; Insecta; Diptera; Culicidae. Gene Ontology annotation, cellular component: plasma membrane. Gene Ontology annotation, molecular function: ATP hydrolysis activity; ATP binding; ATPase-coupled intramembrane lipid carrier activity. The record is from RefSeq and is a predicted model, not a curated record. Gene Ontology annotation, biological process: phospholipid translocation. The transcript is spliced from 19 exons. Bases 521 to 4531 code for a protein of 1336 amino acids.